CUUUCUAUGUCCUUCACAAUGAACCUAUUAAAAUCUUCUGGAUUGUCCAAGUAGAGGUGAUGUCCUGAAGUUUCCUCAUAUUUGACGUCAAAACCUAAAUUUUUCAUCUUUUCAAAUGCUGCUUCACCACCAUCAACCCAAUCAACUGAGCCGUGCAUAAACGUUACCGGGAUUCUUUUAUCCAGUUUUUCAAUCCUAUCUAUGAGUGGUAAUCUAGCAUACGCUCCAAAACUUAAUAAAUGCGUAAUCGAAUACUCGGAUGAAGCCUUACGGACACUUAUCGAGUAGAUGUAAUGGUACAAAUCUCUUUGUAAAUCAUCUGAGAGUGUACUAAACCGCCUCAAACUGUAACUACUAACUAACAUUGGUCCAAAGAAGAAACUCUUUCUUAAAAUAUCAAAUGGAGAGAAAUUCCUAUCCUCCCAUAAAUACCUUAUUACGCUUUUGAGUGCUUUGCGGGUACGCGUUUCGGGCAUAUCAGAAAAUUCGUGGGUGCGAGAUUGUGAUUCAGCUUGUGCAAGGUCCUUAUUUAGUGAUUCAGCUCUAACACUUUCAGGAUUUUUUGGGAAACCGAUAGGUGAGACCAAUAUUAGCUUCUUAACAUGUUCUGGAUACUUCAAUGCGUAGACUGUGCUAAUGUAACCACCCAAACUGUGACCGAUCAAAAUCAUCUUGUUGAUUCCCUGUGCCUUCCUCCAAGCUUCUAAGGCAUCUGUGAAGAAGUCUUCAGCCUGACCAACUCUCUUUUCAACCGGUUGUGAAGUGUUUAUAUGCGGGAAUUUGACCCUCUCUGAUAAUCCCAUUCCUAAAACAUCCAUACCAUAGAACCUGGUCUUUGGUAUAUUACCCAAAGCAUGUAAGUUGUUCAAAAAGAAGAAAGUUGCUACGAAUGAUAAGUUGAUGACGUAAGUGUAUAAAGUGACCAACCUGCUGCAUAACCGUGACUACAAACAAUCGGGAUCUCUUCCGCUGGGUUAGGUUUAGGGUAGCUACCAAUUUCAAGGGUAUUUAUCUUCACAGGAUUGUCGAAACUCGGGUGAUUUAUAUCUACCAAUGAAGUAUACGCAACUCUCUUCGGAGUAUCAAUAGAAGGUAAAUCUUCCUUGUUCACUUUAUCAAAUGGCAACUUUGCAAACAUUCUCUCUUGUGAUUUCAAUCCAUCAUCGUCUGUAUAAGACCACCAAGCUUUGAAAGAUUCUUUUAAAGUGCGUGGUACUUCUAAAACUGCUUCUGGUAUAGCGUCUACCAUUUUAAUUCUAAUAAAUCUGUUAAUCUUGCCUUAUCACUCUUGAUAGAGAACGUUCAAGAUGUCUAAAUCUAAAUACGAUCUAAUUGUUAGAACGAGAUAUCAGAAUCCUAUACCUGCACCGAAAUUUGGACCAAAGUUGAUAAACUUAGAACCAAGCUUGGAAAGACUAUCUGAGUAUGACUUCAGCGCACCUUUAGUAGCAGAGCAACCACAUCCUAUGAUAGUCGACGCGGAAUCCGGUAUGCCCCUACAGCUGCAACAAUUCGCUGAACUUUGGGAUGACGAAGACGAAGAAGAUCAACUCGAGUUAAACCCGAAGGAGGAAGUUGAACUAGAUGAUGAAGAUUUAGAUCUAUUAGUUGACCCUUCACAAAUAUCCAAUCAACGUUCAGCUAACACUUCAGGUGCAUCCACACCAAUAGAUAGGACCUCAAAUUCCUCUAACACAGCUUGGUUAUAUAAAUCUAAAUAUAGUAAUAACACAGAUUUAAAUGAAAAGCGUAUUACACACAAUAGGGCCGCUUUAAAUCGUCUGAAGUCUCAAGAAGUUAAGGUUUUCGAUGAUUCUCCAGAAGGCAGAGCACAAGAAAUUGAAUCAACCUUCAGAUUCGAACCAACAUCAGUUCAUCAAUUGGAUGACAAAGAAUUAUCUGAAAUUAAACAUCCACAGAAGAAGCACCUCAAAGCAGUUGAUACUUACGAUUUCUUACCUGAUUUCGAGACUUUCGCUAAUGAUUAUUUCAUUAUGCGUUUCGCUGAUGAUCCUUCAGAUCGUAACACCAGCUCUGAUCCACGUCUUCAUAAUGGUAUACUCAGACCUAGAUAUAAUGAGCAAGGUGAAACUUGGUUACAAUAUUAUUUACCUGAGAAUGAUGAACAGUAUACCCUUUUAAGAUCAAAACUUGAAUCAGAUUCCUUACCAGAGAAUAUUGAAGAACAAGAAAGAGUUAUUUAUAAUUAUAUCAGGGAGUACAACAUCACAAAUGAACAAAAAGAUAUGACAGAUUUGUUGUUGAUGUUUGAUGAUGGUUUAAGCAAACAGCCAGGUUCAUCUAUUGUCAAUUCAUCACUUGCUUCUGCUAGACCACGUGGAAAAGGUGUUUACUAUAAGAAUAUGCCUACUAGAAUGACUCUCAAAAAGCGUAGGCCCAAGGAUGAAGAAGAUGAAGAGAAAUGGGAUAAAAUCCAACUUGGUUUAGAACCACUGAAUGAGGAAGAGGUAAACGAUAGAAUAAGUGUGGAAGACUAUUUCAUGCCUGGAGGAGCACAGCGUGCGGUAGCAAAGAAAGAAGAAGAAAAGAGAAUAGAAGAAGCUGAAAAAGAAGAAGAGAAAUUACGCAUAAAAGCUGAAAAGAUUCAACAAAAGCAAGAGGUUGAAAGGGAGCGUAAAGCAGCUAUGGAAGAACAAGCCAGAAAGGAAGAAGAGGAGAAGGGCUCUGCAGCCCUCAAAGAGAAGUCUGAUGAAAGUGAUGAUGAAGACUUUGCAGAUAAGCAUGAUAAAGACGAAGAUAAGUCAGACGCUGGUUCUGAUAAUAUGAACAAAGAGGUUGAACGAGAUGGCUCGGGAUCACCAGAGAGCGAUAAUGAAAAUGAUAAAUUUAACAAUGAAGCAGUCAGCAAAGAGAUUGAUGAAGCUAUUAGUAGGGAGGUUGAUCAAAGGCAAGGCUCAAACCCUACCAGAGAGGUCGACAAUGGCGACAAUGAAAGUGAUGUACAGAAAGACGCCAAUGUUGAUGAUUCACAAGAUGUCGAAAUGAAAGCAGCGACGCCACCAAUUGAAGAAUCUCCAAAAGACGUUACAUCAACUGAAAAUGCUGAGACAAGCAAAGAGAACGGUGAUAGCCAAAUGGAGGAUGUACAAGAAAGUGAUAAGCAAGCAGCACAAGAGAAUCCUGUACCAGCUAUUUCGGAUGAAAGUGUACAAAAAGCCGGAUCACCAAAAGAUACUCUGAAAGAAGCAACGGCAGGAAUAUCAGAGAGUGGAGAUAAGCCAUCUGCACAUGAUUCUCAACCAGAACAGCAAGCCAAUGCAUAAGUUUAAGAAAUAUAUAUAUAUUGUAAUCUGUUUUAAAAUCAGCAUAUAACGUGUUUUUCAU
Messenger RNA from Wallemia mellicola CBS 633.66, 3345 nucleotides. RefSeq lists its product as hypothetical. Gene Ontology annotation, cellular component: Cdc73/Paf1 complex. The record is from RefSeq and is a predicted model, not a curated record. The coding region runs from base 1308 to 3284 and encodes 658 amino acids. Gene Ontology annotation, biological process: transcription elongation by RNA polymerase II. Gene Ontology annotation, molecular function: chromatin binding; RNA polymerase II complex binding. Lineage: Eukaryota; Fungi; Basidiomycota; Wallemiomycetes; Wallemiales; Wallemiaceae. The transcript has 4 exons.